Oreochromis aureus is the source of this 2763-nucleotide messenger RNA. RefSeq names its product major facilitator superfamily domain containing 13A (gene slc68a1a). NCBI's taxonomy places the organism in Eukaryota, Metazoa, Chordata, Actinopteri, Cichliformes, Cichlidae. The record is from RefSeq and is a predicted model, not a curated record. The transcript has 9 exons. Bases 312 to 1841 code for a protein of 509 amino acids.
UGUUAAUUUCCUGUUUGGCAGCUCGAUAAGGUUAUUAUUAACCAGCUAGCUAAUGCUAGCGCUAUCGAUUAGCUGGACGUUUAACGCCCAGAUAAGAGCUUAUUCCAAUAUUGCUCUUAAUCGAUCAGCUGCUACACAUGUGCGUUACUACUUGUAAUAUGAGCGAGUUCAAUCGAGAGCCGAGCUUGUGAAUGAGAUGAUAAGCUACUAAUAGUUAUGAUGAGGUGGUGACCCUGGGGCGGCCAGGCCGUGAAAUGACUGCUGUUCGGCACAAAAGUAAAAAGACGGAGCAGAGAGACUGAGAAAGAAGAAUGGGCAGGAGGGUCUGGGGUUGCUGGCAAGGUGUCCUCUCUACUGCGCUGCUCUAUGGCUCUUUGGCUCUGUUUAUAUCCAUCCUGCACAAUGUGUUCCUGCUCUACUAUGUGGAGACGUUUGUCUCCAUCUACAAGAUCGAUAAAAUCUCCUUCUGGGUGGGAGAGACUGUCUUCCUUAUCUGGAACAGUCUGAAUGACCCUCUCUUUGGCUGGCUGAGUGACCGCGCCUUUCUCAGCUCUCCUCAAGCCGGCUCUCAGAUCACAAAUCCAGAGGUGGUGCUGAAGCGUCUGAAGGCCCUCGCCACAAAUGGUCCUCUCUUCGCUCUGUCCUUCCUGGCCUUCUGGGUGGCGUGGGCCAGUCCAGGCCUGCAGUUCCUGCUGUGCCUGUGUCUCUACGAUGGCUUUCUCACUAUGGUGGAUCUCCACCACAGCGCCCUAUUGGCGGACCUCGCUGUAUCUGCCACCGAUCGCACACGCCUCAACUUUCACUGCUCGGUGUUCAGCGCUCUGGGGUCUUUCUCCGUCUUUCUGUCCUACUCUUUCUGGGAUAAAGAGGACUUUUACUCCUUCCGUAUCUUCUGUGUAACUCUGGCAGCUUUUUCUGUCUUGGGGUUUUUCUUAGUGUCUCGAAUGCUCCAGCGCCGUUUUAUAAAGGAAAUCCAUCCAAAACAAGAUGAUGCAUCAGCACUCAAAGAACUAAACGUUGGCCAUGCUCCACUUAACCACCCGGAAAAACCUGUCACUAUUGGACAGUAUCUCAAGCAGCUCUCCAGACACAGGAACUUCAUGUGGUUCGUGUCAAUGAACCUGAUUCAGGUGUUUCACUGCCACUUCAACAGCAACUUCUUCCCUCUUUUCUUAGAACAUCUCUUAUCUGACAACAUCUCUGCCUCUACGGGUUCGAUUUUACUUGGAAUCUCUUAUAUUGCUCCACACCUGAACAACUUGUAUUUCCUGACACUGUGCCAGCGUUACGGGGUUUACCAGGUUAUCCGCUGGCUAUUUAUGCUCAAACUGGGACUUAGUGUGGCUAUGCUGCUAGCAGGGGCUGACCACAUUUAUCUGCUGUGUGUCUUCAUUGCUAGUAACCGCGUGUUCACCGAGGGGACAUGCAAACUCCUGAAACUGGUGAUUUCUGAUCUGGUGGAUGAGGACUUUGUGGUAAACCGACGUCAGCAAGCCGCCUCUGCUCUCCUCUUCGGCAUGGUUGCCUUGUUGACCAAACCUGGGCAGACAUUCGCCCCACUCAUUGGCACAUGGCUGCUCUGUGUUUACACAGGUUAUGAUAUUUUUGAGAGAGAUUCUGUCAAAGACUCAGUUUCUGGGUCUCACGUCGCCUCCAGCUCAGGGAAUCCGCCCCUACGCCUGGGCUGCUUCUACAUGUUGGUGUUUGUGCCUAUCACCUGUGCCCUGCUCCAGCUGGUGACCUGGUCUCGCUUCACACUUCAUGGCCGCAAGCUGCAAGGGAUCAAAGCCCUGCGGCAGGGGGCCCAGCAAGGCCACCUUAUCGAUGUCAAGGCCAUAUGAACUGUUGGGCGAAGUUGCACAUGGACACUUUUACGUCUUAAGCUUUUACAGUCCCUUUUGAUAAUGUCUUAGAAGAAGAUGAGCUGCUCCGCCCUUUUUCUGCAGCUUGGCCUUCUGUGCAAUAAACUCUUACAGAUCAGAUCAUGUGGCUUUGUGUACAGUGGAAAAUGCACAGCGGGCUCACUUAACCAUGUGGAAAUGAACAUGUUGAAAUCUGCCUUAUUUUUUUUAUAUUAAAAUAAUAAACUAUAUUUAUAUUUGAACCGAUGACCAAAACAUCAGUAAAACCAAUCAAUCUUUUGGACCAAGGGGAGAAGAGAUCGGUUGCCCUCUUUAAGUGUAAUUCUGGUGUUGAGCUCAAUCUGAACAUCUUUGCUGAUCUUUAAAUUGUCAGCACCAUCAGCCUGUUUGAAAAAGCAAACGGAGGGUAGGUUUACAACAGAGCUCUGGUUCUGAUUUCUAACUUUUAUUAACAAGUCGAUGAAGAAUUUCCAAUCUAAGUACGUUGUGUUGAAAGUGCUGUUGAUACUGCAUGAAAACACAAGUUGAUCAUUUUGCUGUACGUUUCACACAGAAUGCCACUUUGAUGUUGAGAACUGUAUUUUGUAAUACGUCAGUAUUGAUGAUGCGUUUGCACAACACUGCCGUUCGUCUGUUGUACUUCUAACAUUUUACUUUUAGUCCUGUGGUGAUGGAAACUGAAAUAAGGAAAUUAUGCCAGUAGCCACUCACUCAGUUCACUUUUCAAUUGUUUUUUUCCAGAUGAUUACAAAGAAUGUGAGACAGUGCCACAAAUAAACCUCUGUGUUGAGAGUUAAUCAAACUCUUUAUUUAAAUUGCGACUUAUUCUAUGUUCUUUAAAUUGGGACUUAUUCUAUGUUCUUUACUACACAAACAACUUGAAAUAAAAAUCUUAACAGUG